This is a messenger RNA of Lates calcarifer (barramundi perch), 1763 nucleotides long. RefSeq names its product heat shock transcription factor 2 binding protein (gene hsf2bp). The coding region runs from base 139 to 972 and encodes 277 amino acids. The record is from RefSeq and is a predicted model, not a curated record. The transcript has 8 exons. Gene Ontology annotation, cellular component: cytosol. NCBI's taxonomy places the organism in Eukaryota, Metazoa, Chordata, Actinopteri, Centropomidae.
AUCACAAAACCCGGACUGGAGUCUGGCAACAGAAGCAUUUGACUAGCUUUGUGCGGUUUUGGCUAAAAACCGGUUGGGAUCAUCGUCCGCCGUCGUGCCCCCUAGAGGUCGGAGGGAUACUUUGAAACUUUACUCAAAAUGAAGGAGCACCUUGUGCAGGAGCAGGAACAGCUGCGACAGGAGUGUCUGCACCUUCAGUCCAGACUGGAUGCAGUGCAGUCUGACUGUCAGAAAGAGAGAGAGGAGAAGCUGCUGUUACGUGAGCAGCUGUGGCAGAGUGGAGCAGAGCUGCAGCAGCAGGCAGACUUCUGCUCUGGUCUGGGAUCUGCGACCUGCAGUCUGCUGUGGAGCUGCUCUGCCUCCGAGGACACGGUCACACACUGGCUGGCUGAUGGGAAGCUGCAGUCCUUUCUGACUGUAGCUGGCCAGACUCUGGAGAGCUUUGUCAGGUCUUUGGAUUCAGAGGUGAAAACUCAAACUGAGGACCACAACUCCCAGGAGCACCAGUUUGUGUUGGCUCUGGCUGGAACCAUUACCAACAUAGCAGCAGUAACGAGUGGGCGGAACUUCCUGUCCAGUGAAGCUCACAUCCUGCUGGACACUCUGGUGAAGCUUCUGGAGCUGAUGAAGCCUGGUGUCUUCCCUAAACUGAAAGUGUUGAUGCUGAUGGCUCUGUAUAACGUCAGCAUCAGUGUUAAAGGGCUGAAGUACAUCAUUGAGAACCCAGGACUCAUGCCUCUCAUCUGGACCCUGCUGAACGAUGGAGACUGGGAGGUGUGUCUCCACUCUCUGCGUCUCCUGCAGUCGGUGCUGUUGGAGGAGGAGGUGCUGCUCCCGCUGGGCAGCUCUCUGCUGGAUCCGGAUCUCCAGGCUCGGGUCAGCCAGCUCACUUCCAGUGUGAAACCAAGCCUGAGGCAAGCUGCUCAGCAGACCCUGGAGGACCUGCAGGCCCUCCAACAGGGUCGGGGAUGAUGUGGAUUCAGUAUCUGCGGUCCAGUCCUCCUCCUGUGUUAACUUCCCUUCAUGUCUUCCUGUGUUUGCCCUGUUAUUAGCACUUCAUGUGCAAAGUUAGGAGGAAAAAAUAGAUUUUCAUUCAUUCACUUUUGUUCAAGUUAAACCUGCAUAUUAAAUUAAAACAAAGAGCCUUUUAUAUCUAAACUCUUUGAGAUUUCAGACUUGUUACAUUAUUGUUCCUUAAUUGGUUCUAACCCGCUGAGUGUAAAUACGAUCAUACAUGUUUCUACAAGGCAUAUUAAAGAUGAUGUUUGCAUACAUUCAGGGCACUGUCCUUCAGUUUUCUGAGACUGAUGCAAUAUUUGUUUGAUAUAUACAGCUGCUUCAAAAAAUGUUCAGACCCCAUUAGUUUCCUCUUUAUAAUGUUAGCGGAUAAAGUAUUUUUCUCUCAUCAAUCGACACUCAUUGAUCCAUACUGACUCAAACUCAGUAUCCAGACUCGUGGUCAGAUGCAUCGUGUUGGCUUUGACUGGAGUUCAACUGUGGCAAAUUGAAAAUGAUCGGACAUGGGCACAUACCUGUGUUAACUUCAUGUAGCACAUUAAAGUUUGUUUCUGUAUUAUUCCCAGUGCUGCCACUUUGUGUGACGCAGAUUGGCUCCUGCUCAUUUCUGUUUAAUCUUCUUCUCAAUUUCUAAUCUUAUGACAAUAUCUAUCUUUUGCUACACACUGUGUGCUAAAUUCAUAGACUGGAAAAGCUUGCAAGUGUAAGUAAUGAGAUGCACAGAAGGCUUGCUUCACUGAACUGCU